Molecule: messenger RNA, 1288 nt
Organism: Armigeres subalbatus
Lineage: Eukaryota; Metazoa; Arthropoda; Insecta; Diptera; Culicidae
Product: putative odorant receptor 71a
Exons: 2
Coding region: 93-1238 (381 amino acids)
Biological process (GO): sensory perception of smell; detection of chemical stimulus involved in sensory perception of smell
Cellular component (GO): plasma membrane
Molecular function (GO): olfactory receptor activity; odorant binding
Source: RefSeq, a predicted model, not a curated record
ACGUAACAAAAGUAAAAUGCACGAUUAUCAACCCUUACUAUCGUUGUGGUUCUUCAUUCCGACAUCAACCGUACCGAACAUUCACCCGAACCAUGGAGGAUGCAAAAUUCUAUCUGAUAUACAAUUUUAUCCGCCGUGCGCUCAAGAUUUCGGGUUGUGACAUAUUCAAUGAAAAUUGGCAACCAAAUUUGUGGACCGUUUUUACCAUCUUGUUGCCUAGUUUGUAUCCUUGUUUUGCGAUAAUUUUCCUGGCUAAUCAUCAUGAGCGUAUGUCCUAUGACCAAAUUGCUGACAGCAUGGCCAUUCUUAUCACCUGCAUAGACGCUGUUUUCGGAAUAAUGGAAAUCGUUGUCAAUCGGAACGGGUGGAACCGUGUGAUGAGAGAGAUUCAUAAUCGUCGUUUCCUGUAUAGAUCGAAAACGAUUUCGGACCUGUUUGAUCGGUACUACGACAGAAACUACCAGUUCUGUAAGGCCCUGUACUCGGUGUACAUAUCAGCUGCAGUAUCCCGCUCAAUUGCGCCGUUUGUGUUUCCUGAUCCAGUUCAGUACAACCUUCCGACAGCAUGUACCCUACCGUUCAUUGAUCCUUCGGAGCCGUACUUUUACCCGGUGAACUUUACUUAUCAGGUCGUGGUCAUCUUCAUCGCGCAACACGGUCUGAUUGCGCAAUGCAUGUCACUUGUGACUGGAAUCAUGUCGGCUUGCUGUCAACUUCGAGCUCUCAAAAUCAAACUUGAAGAACUUAAUGAAAAAGUCGGUAACAAAAAUGUCGAAUCAAGUGCAAUUCACGAAUCACUCGGCGAGAUAAUACACUUGCACAACCAUACUAAGGAGUUCAUCCUUCUGAUUCAACGCAAGUACGGAGUGGUGUAUCUCUCCAUGUACAUGGUUUGCGGUGGAAUUGUUUGCAUGAGUUUGAAUGUGAUCGCCGGAAAUAUAUUCACAUCCGCAACCUUACUGACCCUGGCAGGGGUAUUUUCGGUAUUUGUCCAUUGCUUUUUCGGCAAUCUCCUGCUGAUAGAGAACGACACUCUACCGGACAAGAUCUACGCCAUCGAUUGGCACAAUUUGGCCAUACCAGAACAAAAGUCCCUGAAAAUGUUGCUGCAAAAUGCUCAACCGGAUGCCUUGUUGCAUGGCAUUCUGAUGCCAUUGAAUAUGAGUACAUUUAUUGCGAUUAUGAAAAUGGCAUUUUCGUACUACUCCAUACUGAGCAGCGAACAGGAUCUUGAGUAAACGAAGUACAGUGCUUCAAUUAUCAAACUAUAAACUCAAUAGUGAAAAUA